Molecule: messenger RNA, 1536 nt
Organism: Caenorhabditis briggsae
Lineage: Eukaryota; Metazoa; Nematoda; Chromadorea; Rhabditida; Rhabditidae
Gene: Cbr-acr-18
Product: Protein CBR-ACR-18
Exons: 10
Coding region: 1-1536 (511 amino acids)
Biological process (GO): signal transduction; regulation of membrane potential; nervous system process
Cellular component (GO): membrane; synapse; neuron projection
Molecular function (GO): extracellular ligand-gated monoatomic ion channel activity; neurotransmitter receptor activity; transmembrane signaling receptor activity
Source: RefSeq, a predicted model, not a curated record
AUGCUUCUCUAUCCCUGCUUUCUAAUUCUAUGGCAUAUUUUAUCCCCCUCUUCUCAUCACGUCAUCGCCACGUCACAUCCGGCGCGAACUCCUAUGCGAAACUUGUAUGAACAUUUGUUUUUGGACUAUGUCAAGGAAAUUCGUCCAGUUCGAAAUGAAUCCGAAACGCUGAAAGUGGAAAUCAAAUUUUGGCUGAAACAAAUUCUGAAAGUCGAUGAGCGAGAUCAAAUUGUAAAUAUCUAUUGUUGGCUGGAACUAUAUUGGCAAGAUGAAACGCUCACUUGGGACCCCAAAAAGUUUGGAAAUCUGACAAGAAUUCAUGUUCCAGCGCAUAAAAUAUGGAAACCAGAUGUGCUGGUGUAUAAUAANGCAAACAUGAAUGUAGAAGAAAAUGAAAUGGAAACAAAUGCGAUUGUGGACCAUACUGGAAGAGUUAUGCUUUUUCGAUCCAUGAUUACAGAUAUUAGCUGUAAUUUGAACCUACAACAGUUUCCAUUUGAUCAACAGAUCUGCUUCGUCACAUUUGCUUCCUGGAGUAUGGAUGGAAGCAAACUAGACUUGUCUGCAACACCGAAAACCGACAAUUUGGAGUUAUAUAUAAGAAAUACCGAAUGGGGAUUGACAGAUUUCAGAGUAAAAAUCUAUCAAAAAAUCUACGAUUGCUGCCCCCACCCAUUUCCCGAUGUCACCUAUUUCAUGGUCCUGCGACGAUCACCAAGCUACUAUAUAUUCAGCUUGGUUAUCCCCUCUGCUUUCAUCACAGUUGUUACCAUUGUUGGUUUUUUCACACCUCAUUCUACAACUGGGGAGAACACAGAGAAAGUUUCUCUUGGAGUCACUGCCCUGCUUUCCAUGGCUAUUAUCAUGAUGAUGGUAUCCGACGAAGUACCAGCUACAUCUGAAGUGAUUCCAUUAAUCGGAAAAUACUACAUAGGACUCAUAUUUCUCAUUUUUAUGGCUGCAUUCACAACAACACUAACACUAUCCUACCAGAUGAGAGGCAAUAGUGGACAGGAGGUGGACCCUCGAGUUCGAGACUUUUUCUUCUAUCAAAUAGCUGCCAAUCCCUGCAUUUCUUGGGCAUUUUCUUUUCAGUUACCCAAGAAAUUGUUGAGGUCGGACAAUCGGAAACAGAGCUUCUUCUUCGCCAAUGGCAAUCAUGUGAAUGGUUACGCCAAAGGAGAGCUUCAACCGCACACCCCUCCGGCACAUAUAGUGAAAAUGGAGGAGAUUACUGGUGGCGGAAGUGUCAAAAGUUUCGUGAUGUCUGCGGAAUCAUCGGCUACUUCUCAGCUAUUGACAUCAUCGCUGCUCAAAAUAAAAGUGGUUCUGGAUGAUAUGAAAGCUUCGAUUCACGCUGAACGCGAGUUAAAACGAAUCAAAUUCGAGUGGCAACAAGUGACCCGUCUUAUCGAUAGAUGUAUUAUGUUUGGAUAUAUCCUUAUCACAAUUGCGUUCGCAUUGGUUAUGCUGGCAUCCAGAGAACCUCCGAUUGUUUUAAAUGAUAUUAUUAUGGAUUCAGUGAAGAGUACGUAA